Messenger RNA from Rhineura floridana, 2705 nucleotides. RefSeq names its product homocysteine inducible ER protein with ubiquitin like domain 1 (gene HERPUD1). Gene Ontology annotation, cellular component: endoplasmic reticulum membrane. The transcript is spliced from 8 exons. Lineage: Eukaryota; Metazoa; Chordata; Lepidosauria; Squamata; Rhineuridae. Bases 98 to 1273 code for a protein of 391 amino acids. Gene Ontology annotation, molecular function: transmembrane transporter binding. Gene Ontology annotation, biological process: negative regulation of endoplasmic reticulum stress-induced intrinsic apoptotic signaling pathway; endoplasmic reticulum unfolded protein response; endoplasmic reticulum calcium ion homeostasis. The record is from RefSeq and is a predicted model, not a curated record.
CUAUAUAAGGAGGUAGUCGCCCUGUGGUGAGGUGGUGUCGUCGUCGGUAAAAACAUAAAUUAGGUUCUGUGAGGAAGAAAAAGGAAGGCCAGUAGCGAUGGAGGAAGCUCGAGCAGAGCCCGCGGAGGCCCGAGAGGCCGAGGUCUCCCUCGUCGUCAAGAGCCCCGCGCAGCGGCACCCGGACCUCCUUCUGACGGCCCGGCGCUCUUGGAGCGUCCGCCGUCUCAAGGAUGAGCUCCGCCGACUCCACCCGGACGCGCCGCCUGAAGACGCUCAGAGAUUGAUUUAUUCCGGGAAGUUGUUGCAAGACCAUCUUUACUUGCAGGAAGUGCUUGUUAAGCAGGAGAUGGUGCACGCUUUCCACCUGGUGUGCAACUCAAAGAAUCCGCCAACAUGGCAAGAAACUGAUGUCAAGGUUGCUGAAGCCAAGCAUCAGCCAGCAGCAUUUAGCCACAAGCCACCUCUGCUUCCUUCAGCUCACGCUUGGAGUCAAAGGGAAACCCCCUGCAACCAGCCCCCUGCCACAGAGAAUGAUGGUGAUAGCUCUCAACCAGCACGGCGCUCCUUUCAAGACAUGAACCCUGGCUAUUCAUCAUACACAAGAUAUCACAUGCUGCAGUUAUGGUUCCAACAGCUUUAUGCAAGGCAGUACUACAUGCAAUACAUGGCUGCCAGUGCUGCUUCUGGUGACGUAUCCUCUGCUCGAAGUGCGCAGGAGAUCCCAGUGGCCCCAGUUGCUGCUCCAGCUCCUCUUCCUGGACCAUUUCCUGCUGAAAACCAGCCAGGAAAUCAAGAUAUUCCCCCUCGGGUAAACCCAGGAGUCAAUCAAAACCUUCGGAUGAAUGCCCAGGGAGGUCCUCUGAUGGAAGAAGAUGAAGAAGUCAAUCGGGACUGGCUGGACUGGCUCUACUCGGCAACCCUGUUCUAUGUGUUCAUCAACAUUGUUUAUUUCUACUCCAGUAUGAGCAGGCUUCUCAUGGUGAUGGUGGGCACCGUACUGAUGUACCUGCACCAGGUUGGGUGGUUUCCUUUCAGGCGGAGGCCAGUUCAGCCUGCUGAGAACAAUAUUCCUCGCCACGCUGUUGUUAACCAAGACCAAAACAAUAAUUUACAGCAGGAGGAAAAUCUGGGGGAACAGAGUGAAAUGGAGGCAUCUGACACCACACCAGAGAGUCAGCCAGCAGCAUCUUCAUUUAUGAGCACUGCCUGGCUAUUCUUCAAGACUUUCUUUGCAUCCCUGCUGCCAGAAGGGCCUGCAGCCGUGGCCAACUAACUGGCUGCUUAGCCACACAAAUAGCCAGUCACUACAGCUGUUCGCUGACCAUGGACCGGACAGUGCACCAGCUUGAAUGUUGAAGUGGCCAAGUGUCAUCGGACAAAAAGGAAAUAAUCUGCAUUCAGAAAGCAAAAGACAGAUGUAACAGUCACUAGACCAAAAUACAGUGGUGGUCCAGAGCUCCAAUGAAUUGUAUGGUAGACAUUGAAGGAGGGCCUACAGCAUUGUGUAAUUCUGUACUUAAUGUAAGUAAGACUGUUGGUGGGCCAAGAGUGAGAGAAGCAGAUUGCUUCUGCCAGUGUAACUUGAUUCCUUUUGGAAUGAAUCUGAUGCUUUUAAUUACACUGAGUGUAGUAUCUUAUGCAACCAGUGAAUUGCUAGAUAUGUAUUAUAAGAAUUUUACAGGGAAGAUUUAUGCCAAAAAUAAAAGCCAAUAAUAAAUGUAUGGAGAUGUUUGUGUAAAUAGCUUCCUACAAAAGAGAAAACUGAGCCUAUUAUACUUAACAGUAUAGCAAGACCCCCCCCCCGGGUUCAUAACAAGAACCUUUAUCUGGUUUCUCUAAUUUGAGUAAUCACAUGGAUCCAAGCAUUCUUUCUUGGAUAAAUCUAUUGUGACCUCUCCCAGGCUGUUUUCCAUUAGGGCUUCUGAUAUUCAUUUAGUCAAAAAUUGUCAGCUACUUUUGCCAUCACAUUACAAACUCAAGAGAUUUCCGUGAACUGGAGUUUUUUGCAAGCAAGACUUAGAAAGAUGGCCUCUCUCCCUUCAUGCUGGCGCUUUGGUUGAAUUUCAGGCGUAAACUAAUUCUCUGCAUACUGGUUUUCUGUGUGUUGCAUUAAAAUGUUUUUUUCAAGUCUUCCAAAACAGCUCUCUAAAACAUGCAUUAUGUUACUACCUUAAUAUCUAGUGGUUUAUAUUUGAAACUAUGCAUGUACCUGUGCAAGUAUAAAAAUGAUCCGAGAAAGGGAGUGAUUAGGUACUGAAAAUGUCGCAUUCACUUUUUAAAGCUUGUGCUUUUAAAUAAAGUUGCCUAAAAACAGUACAUUUAGUGCCUUUGGGCUCUGGAGACAUUUUCCCUUUGCUGCUGCUUCUCUUGGAGGCAUUCAUCAUGCUUCCAUUUCUGCUGCCUCUUGGCCUGUUCCUCCUUCCAGAACUCCAUGAGUUUGCAAUGUGAAUUUUUUCAGCUCAGGGAUAACUUUUCUUAGAUGGUCUACAUAUAUGACCAUUGUCCUAUGUAUACAUUGUGAUUUUCAAAUGAUGCUGACCUUUGUAUUUUCACUAUUGCAGAUUGUAAGUUGCAAACCUUCAUAUCUACUUUAUGUUACAAACUUCAUCUGUACAGGACCACUUUUUCUUGUAUAUUAUCUAUUGAACAAAGUUUAACAUGUGAUGGCUCAGUUUUAUUAAACUUAGAUAUUGCUGUCCCAACCA